AUGUAUUCAGUCGCCUUCCGGCGGCUGCCGUUCGUGGGGUCGCGGUUGCAAGCCACGGGCGUUCUCAUAAUUAUUAAAAUGCAGAGUCUAAGAAAAACCGUAGACAAAAAGAACAAACUCGAUACCAAAGACGAUUCGAUUGCCAAGAAGCAAGAUGAAAAAAACAAAAGAAACGACCACAGAGUUUCGACUCCACGAAGUUUCGUACCAAAAUCUACAGCUGACAUUUAUGCGAAAUCCACUUCGAGUGUUAACGCACCAAAAAAAGCACCUCACACUAAAACCACGAACAUAUCUCCUAUGAAAGAUCUGCUAAAAUCGUCGCCAUCAUCCAUAAGUCAACAAAGUUCUAGAAGUUACAGAUCAAACAAAACGGCCGAUGCAAGAAAAGUAACACCCGUUUCCGCUAGAUCAACUGAUAAAAAUAAAGUUCCAACGAGAACUUUGGCUAACAAGAAACUACCCACGAACGCCAUUGUUAAUUCUCCAAUUGUGAAAAGGAAGUUAGAUUUAGGUCAAGAUAAAUCAAAGGAGGUCGCGUCGAAAGCGUUAGCGCUAAAUUCGAAAGAGGUUUCAUCGAAAAAGGUUGUAUUGCCAACGAGACAACGCACUAAAACGAGAACUUUGGACGACGAGGAAAUAAAAGUAUUAACGCCGGAUGUUGUGGACAAUAACGCUGAAUUUCUUAAUUUGACGAGGCAAUUAAUUGCCAAGCCAAAAGUUUUCUAUGUAGAAUUGAAUGAAGAAAAGAAACAGGUGAAAAAGGAAAGGUCAAGUGACGAGGAAGUGAGUUACGAAGAUGACUUCGAGAGUUAUGAGUCUGACUUCGAUUCCUAUCACAGUCAAGAGAACGAUACGAGCACGGGUGAUGAUGAUGAUGAUCAUAACGAAGCUAGUGAUGAGCAAUUUGACGAUAAGGAUGAUAGUGCUAAUGUCCAAAUAGAGGAUGAAGAUGCAAAUUCUAAAGAUGAAAGGAUGUUGGAUUCUGGUAACUACGAACUGCGUGAUCCUCGUUCAGCGAAUAGAUCCAAACCGAUGGACUUUAUAUCUGAAGUCUCAGAAGAGGGGGAGGGAAAGAUCAAGCAAUAUUCCGAGGAUAGUGUAAAAGUAUCCCUCACGGAUGAGGGAUUUCAAGACAUGUCUAGCAUCAAGAUUGUUCAUGUAGAUGUUUUGGAUAGGCCCUUAUUCAUUGAUUUCACGAGAUCGAAAGAGAACAAACGAAAGCGCCGCAUAUUCGAUAAGUUGCGAAAACGAGCAAAAGAUAUCCUCAGCAUGGUAACUUUGCAUGAAAUGUCGUAUAAUCUAUUCGAAAUGGCGCCAAUACCGUACGACUUGUAUAUGGCAACGUUUGGCAGAUUUAAUUAUACCCAAACAGCCGUUCAGACAUUCGACGAUGGAGUCACAGAAGAAGUACAGACUGAUAGAAUUGUAUUUUAUAACAAAUGGACGCAAUGUCCUGUUGAGUUCUCUGAUACUGAUAUAUAUUUGAAUGAUAAUACAAAUACAAAAAUAACAAAUGAAGAUUUGGAAGACUUUAAGUUUCUCACUGAGAAUGAAAAUGAUAAUGUCGUGGAUGAUAAUUACAAAAGUGAUCCGUUAAGAAUAUAUUUAGAACAGAAAGAUGGCGUCGGUCCCGAUACAAUGAUGCCAAUCGAGAAAUAUAAAACAAAAUUAAAAAGUAAUUCGUACAAUGUGGAUAGAUUAAUGAAGUUUUUAAAGAGAUUCGAAUGUCGAGUUAGUGAUAUAUUAAGUAUAAAUGCUGGCAACACUGAUACGUCGAAUUUGAUCAGAACGUCAAAAUUUCCGUUCAGUGUCGGAUAUUUGUCGAUAUCAAAGACGGAUUUCGAUGAAACGUUUUUAAGUAAAUCUCAAAUUAUAUCGACGGUGAUGUCUGAAACGAAGAGUAACUUAAUUAUAACAGUGCACAGGAAAUUUACAAGUGGUUUUGUUGCACAGAAGUGUGUGCUGUGUCUGUGGGACUUGAGUGUUGCCAAACGUGAACCUUUAAAAAUACUCAUUUCGACUGAUAAUGUUAAAAUUGGACGGUUCAGAGGGAGUACUGAUGGUCAGUUUGUGGGAGCGCUUGAAGACGGGUCAAUUCAACUGUGGGAUUUAUCGGAAGAAGCGACCUGGUCCAAUGAUGUGGUCGAUGAUGAUUCUACUGAAACAGUAGAAAUUGAAUCGAAACCCUUGACCCAAACGGAGAGGGAUAGAGUAUGGAAUCUCAGAAAUAGCACUCGCGUCAGUGACGAGAAAAACCAAUGUCUACUCCAAGCGAGCUCCUACACGAGUAGCGCAAUGGCUGUGUGCAAAAAUGAAACAGUCGACAGUGUCGUGGGGUUGGAGUUCAUGGGAGAUAUGAACACGGCUAAUUUAGGUUCUGGAAGGAAAAUUAUACGGCAGAUUUGCUCGUUACAACGGACAGGUAUAUUAACAAUAUGGUCGAUAGUACAAGAAAAAACGAACGUUAACAAUGAUAUCGGGAAAACGUUUUGGUCUAAAUUGAAAUUAGAACGAAAUCAGACAAUUAAUUUAACGGAAUAUGUAAACGCGCCGGUCGAUGAAGAAUUUACGAGAUUCAAUUUAAACGCAGCUAAGAAAAGAUUAACUGUCAAACGGCAAGAGAGAAAUUUGAGUAAAAUUUCCCGCCCGAAAUCGGCCAUUAGUAAAUUCGACUUUGACAGACCGAAAAGUGGUGCCAGUGUGAAAAAUAAACAUGUGGUUGAAAGCGAUUUGUUUCAUUUCUGGGAGAAUGGCACUGUGUUUUAUCAUUUGAAAGUAAUGGAACUGAAGAACGUUGAUAGUUAUUUGGUGGCGAAGAAUGGCGGGGAAGUGCUUUGCUGUAGGCGGACGUUGGGGACUGUUAAAGUUAAAACGCUAUGUGUCGCCAAUGCAGCGUCGUCUGUAAUACACUUGGAGUCAUCGCCGCAUGGGUUGCCGUAUUUUUUAGCCGGAACCGAUUCGGGAACAGUCAACUUGUGCUCGCUCAUUGAUUUCCGAGUCCUUCUAACUCUGGAGUGUGGAAGCGGUCCAGUUUUAGUAGAUAGAUGUAUUGCGGAUGACAGAGGGCGAUACAUAUCCAGCGUUAAGAAAACAACCAUCGAUACCAGUGCCAGUAAUAAGUUGGCAAUAAAGUCGAUAUGCUGGUCACACACAAAUCCGUUUUGCAUAAUCGCAGUUUGUAACACAAAUGUGUUUGUUUGGGAACUGACACACAGUGACAUGAGAGCCAAGUGUACGAGUGGAGAUGUUGCACACUGUUGUUCCACCGAACGAGCUCUGGCUUUACUUACCACAGAAGGCAACGUACAAAUCUACAAGAUGAGAGACGAAACGGGGAACUUGGAGCUGUUCCAAAAAUACGUGUCCCUACUGUAGCUGUAU
Molecule: messenger RNA, 3384 nt
Organism: Vanessa tameamea
Lineage: Eukaryota; Metazoa; Arthropoda; Insecta; Lepidoptera; Nymphalidae
Exons: 12
Coding region: 1-3378 (1125 amino acids)
Biological process (GO): intraciliary transport
Cellular component (GO): cytoplasmic dynein complex
Molecular function (GO): dynein heavy chain binding; dynein light chain binding
Source: RefSeq, a predicted model, not a curated record